Toxotes jaculatrix (banded archerfish) is the source of this 3356-nucleotide messenger RNA. It is a transcript of the gene narf, whose product is annotated as nuclear prelamin A recognition factor. NCBI's taxonomy places the organism in Eukaryota, Metazoa, Chordata, Actinopteri, Toxotidae. The coding region runs from base 1026 to 2411 and encodes 461 amino acids. Gene Ontology annotation, molecular function: lamin binding. The transcript has 11 exons. The record is from RefSeq and is a predicted model, not a curated record. Gene Ontology annotation, cellular component: lamin filament.
GUAUACGAUGGAGUCGGACGUACAUAGGCAACAUUGGGCUUGACUGCAAGAAGCUCCGACGCCUUUCGGAAGCACCGGUUUGUAAAUUAUGAAAUGACCGCGGAGCUGUGAGCGAGCCGUGGCACCGUCCACAGACCUGCCUGCGAACCAGUGCGGACUAACUGCGGAGUCCACCUGCUGUGUCUCCUUUUAGCAGUCGCUGCUCUUGUGACUGUCCUCUGCAUUUUUCUCUCUCUCUCUCUCUCUCUCUCUCCUAUGUCUUUGUCUGUAAGAGCAGCGAAAUAGAAACCGGUGAGUUGCCUCAAAGUCCGACCUUGCAGUGUUCACGCAGGGGCCUGUCAUACUGUUAAAGCAACACUCUGGGAAAAUUUCAAGGCCAAUGCAGCGAUGAAAUUACCUACUGUUAGAAAAAAAGGGCCUAUAACGCAUAAGGACAUUGUGUUUAAGUCAGUUAACUCUAGCUGAUUAAAAGUGUGCAUAUAAAGUAAAUAACGUUGCACAUAUUGUUGAUUUUAAAUAGUCGGAGCGGUAAUUAUUCUAUAUUUGCAGCCCCGAUUAUAAUAUUAUAAUAUAGCUGUAAUAAAGUAUUCACUACAGAGUCGACAUUUUUCGCCUGAUACAUCAAAGGAAACAUAUUGUAUUAAUACAAUAUGUAUUAAAACAAUAUGAUAACAGCCUCCAGCCCAUACUUGCCUUAAUUUCCUUCAUGCGAUGUGUGACUGUUUUUGUUGGCUCUGUGUGUAUAAUUAAAGCAAGCCAUUUAAACUUUAAUGACAGGAUACUAGUUUGUGUUCAUUCCAAGUUUCCCAUCAUUAUAAAGCUUUUGAUAAGGGCGCCGGUUGUGAUAGGACGGGGGCGGGGGGCAGUCAGAGGAGGGUGGAGUUGACAAAACAACGCACAGCAGCAGGCUGGAAGGCGCAUUCAUCAGGCCACUGCUUCAGAGGGAACAUGCUGCUGUUAUCUACACACACAUAUACCAAUAUAUACAUAUAUUACCCUCAAUUUGCAGAUAACCACCAAGGAAGAUGGCAGAGGUCAGCAUAGCCAAGCGCAAGGAGAAGUGUGAGAACUGCACCAAACAGUGCAACAAGAAACAGGGUGAUGAAAGUGCCAACUCGCAGCACGAGAGAGAUGAAGUCAAUGGACGGGUGAAUGAAGGAUCCCAGUUGUUGCUGAGUGCCUGUCUCUCCUGUGACGGCUGUUUAUCAGAGGAGGAGAGUCUGAAGAUCUCUCAGCAGAGCCUGGAGGAAGUGGAGUGUGUUCUGGCACUCAACAAGAAAUGUGACGUGUCAAAACACAAGGUGCUGGUUGCAUCGGUUUGUCCCCAGUCCCUGCCUUUCUUUGCUGUCAAGUUUGGUCUGGACAUCAGUGAAGCCACCCACAAACUCUGUGGCUUCCUCAAGAGCCUGGGAGUGCAGUAUGUGUUUGACACCACUCUGGCUGCAGGCUUCAGCAUCUUAGAGAGCCAGAAGGAGUUUAUUCAGAGGUAUCGCAGGAGGCAUCACGACUCCCAUGCCUUGCCCAUGUUCACCUCCUCCUGCCCAGGAUGGAUCCGCUAUUCAGAGCGUGUCCUGGGCAGUUUGGUCACUCCCCAUAUCUGCACAGCCAGGUCCCCCCAGCAGAUCAUGGGCUGUCUGGUCAAAGACUACUUCUCAAAGCAGCAGAAGUUGAGCCCAGAGAAGAUCUACCACGUGGUGGUGGCUCCCUGCUUUGAUAAGAAGCUAGAGGCUGUCAGAGAGGAGUUUUACAACAGCCUGCUCGAGACCAGAGAUGUGGAUUGUGUCCUCACCUCAGGGGAAAUCUAUUACCUGAUGGAGCAGAAGAAAGUUUCAGUGGAGGACCUGGACGCAGUUCCACUGGACCAAGUGCUGGGAGAGCCGGGAGACGCGGCGUUGGUGAGGCACGAGGGCCGAGGUUCUGAGGGCUUCCUGGAGCACGUGUUCAAACAUGCCGCCAAAGAGCUCUUUGGUCUGGACGUCCAUGAGAUCACAUACAAGACCCUCAGGAACAGAGACUUCCAAGAAGUGACUCUGGAGCGGGACGGAGAGACUCUGCUGCAGUUUGCUGCCGUCUAUGGUUUCAGGAACAUCCAGACCCUGGUUCACCGGAUGAGGAAGGGUCGUGUGCCUUACCAGCUGGUGGAGGUUCUGUCCUGCCCAGGAGGGUGCUUGAGCGGCCGCGGUCAGGCAGAGAGCGAGGCGGGAGGACGGGUGGAUAAAGCUCUGGUCCAGCAGAUGGAGGACUCUUACAGCAGCCUGCCGGUCCGUCUCCCAGAGGUCAACCCCACCCUGCACACCCUCUAUCAAGACUGGCUGCAGGGCCAGGACUCCGCACAGGCCGGCACGCUGCUGCACACCCAGUAUAGAAGUCAGGGUCAGAUCCACACACAGCCCCCACACAUGCAGUGGUGAGAACAAAGGAAGUGUUUUACUUUGAAGACAUGAUGAAAGUUUAAUGAGGGCCGCCUCCGCUCGGUUCUGAUUCUGCUCAGACCAUCUCGUCUUUCAUGCUGGCACCAUGAAGGACGUGCCGAAGACCAUGCUGCACUAUGGACCAGUGAGUGAAGUCUCCACAGGUGCAGUUCUUCCGUUUGGCCACAGGGGGGCUGUGUCUGUAUUUACAAAAUGGUUCACCUACCCCUGUGUCAAACUUGAGCCUGAGGAGAAAUAAGGGUCCAGAGUCCAGAGAAAAACACCACACCUUUUGUGCUGACUGAAGCAGUGUUGUCCAGGAACUGUUCAGUUACUGCAGCAUGAAAAUAAUUAGGUACAUAGCGCGGCCGUUGUUCUGAGAGACAAGGAAGCCUGUUGCAAGUAUACACUAUUUAUGCCAAUUUACAGAGCAAUAAGCCACCGUGAAAACAUUUAAGAAGCUUUUAGCACAGCCGGAUCUCUCGAACUGAACUGAUGAGUACUGAAUGUACAUUUGCUCCAGAUCCACUGUUCAAAACGGUCCAAUGUGAAACACGCUCGUUUUACUUUGUGUUAAAGUUGUCUCCACUGUUCCACGCUGCAAGACAAAGACUACGUGUCCUCAGACACAUCGAUAGCUAUGCAACAGUGUGAUCGUCUUAUCUCAACACACAGUCAUGGUCAGUGCAAGCUGGUAUGACUCACGAGGUGUUUCAUAAAUACUUAAAAACCUGACCCGGUGAGUGUUUGGUUCAUCCGUCCCAGUGUAGAGAGAGGAAGUAUUUUUAAUGGUACAAGAUGGUUUUAUUUGUAUCAUCACUUUGUUUCCAUUCUGUAAACUAGUGUUUUUUUUUUUAUCAAGUUACCUGUUUCUGUUCAAACAUACAUGUCAUACAUGUUAAGCAGUAAAAUAUUCAGACCAACAAAUAAAAUGAAGUGUCUGUG